AUGGCUAUCACCGAAAGAGUUAUCUUGUCAGUCAAAGGGGGUGUCGAUGAAUGGAAAGAUGCCCUCAAGUCCAUGCUUCAAACAUUGAAGGUUCAGGAUGGCUACCUUCGCACUCGAUGGGGACCCCAUAGCGAAGACCAACAAAAGCUUGAGCUUCUUAUUGGUUGGGAGUCCAUAGAUGGUCUAACCAAAUUCCAAGCCUCCCCAGCCUUCCAAGAAAUGCUUUCUCAAGUCAGACCAGUUCUCACCGCUCCCCCCAACAUCAUCGUCAUCGAAUUCAAACCCUACGCCCCCAAAGAAGUUAUCGACGCUCACUUCGUUCAGAUGCUCACCAUAGAACAAGGAACCGCAUCCGAAGAUGAUCUUCGAGCUCAAAUCUCCAAGUUCAAAGGUCUUGAAGGCUGCACUGGUGUGGCGUCCGGUCUAUCUCGUGAAGAUGUGGAUGGAAAGGGGAAAGUGUUCGUGGCGGCGGUGGGAUGGGAUAGCUUGGAGGCGAGCGAAACGGCAAAGGAUAGUAAGGUUGAGGCGGUUGGUGGGGCGGAGAGUCAUCAUGUGAACUUCAGGUUCCCAAUUAAGGGAUUCCGUGGUUUGUGA
Molecule: messenger RNA, 594 nt
Organism: Sclerotinia borealis F-4128
Lineage: Eukaryota; Fungi; Ascomycota; Leotiomycetes; Helotiales; Sclerotiniaceae
Source: the annotation of a GenBank genome assembly